Molecule: messenger RNA, 2787 nt
Organism: Carassius gibelio (silver crucian carp)
Lineage: Eukaryota; Metazoa; Chordata; Actinopteri; Cypriniformes; Cyprinidae
Product: serine/threonine-protein kinase Sgk2-like
Exons: 12
Coding region: 421-1608 (395 amino acids)
Biological process (GO): protein phosphorylation
Molecular function (GO): ATP binding; protein serine/threonine kinase activity
Source: RefSeq, a predicted model, not a curated record
CACUAAUCUACUUCCAACAGAUGUAUUGAUUCAGUAUUUGUUAACACUUCAUUUUAAGGUGUCCUUGUUACACGUUACCUGUACUUACUAUUGUAAUAAAAACAAAUGAUGCAUAAUUACAUGCAAGCAACCCUAACCAUAUAAAAGUACAUGUAGUUAAUUAAUAUAACUCAGUAAUUAAUGUGUAAUUACACUGGAACAAGGACUUUAUUGCGAUUCAUAAUUAACUCGUCUCACAGUGUUUAUAAAGAUGAAUAUCAAUCAAACUAUAUAUCAAUCAAACAACACAUUUAGUCGAACCUCACACCAGCAGAAGUUACCUUCAGGAACACAGUGUUUAUUGAUAGUCCUAGUUUGCAGGAGACCUGCACAGCUGUAUUUACCGUGUAAACUUGUUGAAAUGUCCUUCAUGGGUCUGUUAUGUCACAAAAACCUGAAGAUCCAGUUUGUGAGCGGCAGAGCAGCAUAAGAGCUGGGUGCUGCUGGACACUUCAGAUCUCCACCGCUGCUGGCAAACACAAGAUGGCUCAUUAUAACCCAUCCUUAUCGUCUCCAUCAGACGAGGUCAAUCUGGGUGUGUCGGUCAAUCCUCAAGCCAAACCCACUGACUUUGACUUUCUGGCUGUGAUUGGGAAAGGAACAUUUGGGAAGGUGCUCUUAGCUAAACUGAAAGCUGAUGGGAAAUUCUAUGCCGUGAAAGUUUUGCAAAAGAAAAUGAUAUUGAAGAAAAAAGAGCAAAAGAAUAUCAUGGCAGAGAGGAACGUGCUGCUCAAGAGUCUGAAACACCCUUUUCUGGUCGGGCUGCACUACUCCUUUCAGACCUCGGAGAAGCUGUAUUUUGUCCUGGAUUACGUCAACGGUGGAGAGUUAUUCUAUCACCUGCAGAGAGAGCGGUGUUUCUCAGAGGCACGAGCUCGCUUCUACACGGCGGAGGUGGCCAGUGCCAUCGGAUACCUUCACUCUCUCAAUAUAGUGUACAGAGACCUCAAGCCAGAAAACAUUCUGUUAGACCACCAGGGCCAUGUGGUGUUAACAGAUUUCGGCUUGUGUAAAGAAGGCAUAGAACCAGAAGGAACCACCACGACCUUCUGCGGCACCCCAGAGUAUCUGGCCCCUGAGAUCCUACGGAAAGAGCCGUAUGACCGCACUGUGGACUGGUGGUGUCUCGGAGCUGUGCUCUAUGAGAUACUUUACAGCUUACCUCCGUUCUACAGCCGGGACGUGUCUGAGAUGUACGACGCCAUCCUUCACAAACCUCUGCAUCUGCCUCCGGGGAAGUCUCAGGCCUCCAGUCACCUGCUCCACGGACUCCUGCAGAAAGACCAGCGCCGCCGGAUAGGAGCCAUUGCUGAUUUUUUGGAGAUUAAAAAUCAUGUCUUCUUCACCCCCAUAAACUGGGACGACCUCUACCACAAGCGAAUCACUCCUCCAUAUAACCCAAAUGUGAGAGGCCCAGCAGACCUUCAGCACAUUGACCCAGAGUUCACCAGAGAGACGGUGCCCAACUCUGUGGGCCGCACCCCAGACCUCACCCCCAGCCUGGCCACCAGCAGCUCCAACGCCUUCACCGGCUUCUCAUACAUCUCUGGAGAAGACGGCUUCCUCUGAAGCGAAGGCUUCUCUCGCCGUCAGCUCUCUGAGCGCAGGGCGUUUCACUGGACUGGGAUGAGGGUAAGCUGUGCCACAGGAAACGCACCUGUCGCAUGACGAGUUUUCAGAUUCUGCAUUCAUAAUAAGAUAUUUCAUCAGGAUGCACUCAUGUUCUUUGUGUAAGACUAAAGGACAUUGCCGGAGACGGGUUUGCUGAUUGCACCGCUGGCAAAGCAGCUAUAGUUGCAAAACCUGUAAAAGUCUACAGUAGAUUUGUGAUCUUGCUCGUCUUUGGGGGAUGGUGGAUCUGCCUGCUUUACCUUUGGCAACAUCCUCAUCUAAUGUUCUUCAUCUGAUUACUGAAAAGCAUGGAAAAUGACACCUUUGCUUUGUAACGUUAUGUGCAAAACAUCCUGUAAUGCAAUGCUCUUCUGUUGUUAAAAAUGUCACAAUCAAAUCUAUUUUAUGAUCUAAAAAAGUGAAGUUAAUCUAACUGUGCUUUAUGAAAUCAUGUAUUAAUGCUGAGAAAGUCUUUGUGAAGAACCAUUGAUAAAUGUAUUUGUUUUUUCUCUUUGACACAGAUAUGUACAGAUAUACAUAUAUAUAUAUACUGCUCAUAUGUGUUUUUGUUUAAGAUGUUGUCAAAUCUGGCUAAUGUUUCCCUUAAUUUGUGUGAUAUGAUAGAAUUCACCUUGGAAAAAAAAUGUGCUGAGAUUUUAUUUUAUUUUCCUCUGAUGUGGCAGUUUUUGUUUCCAUAUGACAAAGCAGCGAUGAAUUCAUGCAAAGCAUUACAUUCACACACUGUUCAUUCAUUUGGACUUUAUAUUAGCUUCCUUUAAAUAAACAUAAAAAAAGAUCAAACAUAAAUACCAAAAACAGUUCAUUUCCAUGUUGGCUUUAUGAUCACUAGAAAGUUAGAAACUGUUUUUAGACAAAUUAUAAUUAGUUUUGGUCCUUAUGCAAAAGCUAAUUUUAGUCUCAUCAGGUGACUGUAAAUAAGAUCAUUUUCUUAUCUAGAAGUUAUCUAUUUGCAAUCAGCAAAGAUGAAUUUAAGGAAGUGUGUGCUUUCCACAGUGUAGACUAACUCUGGGUUAAGUCUGGAACAUUUCUGAGAUAAGGUAGAUUGAUUAAAGUUUCUCCGUGUUUUGAGGCGUUUAAAAAAUAUUUUAGAAUUUUAUUCUAAUCUCUAAAACAAUA